UCUCCCACCUUGUUGUUGGGUCAGCUUUCUGCACCUGCGUCGCUGCGUGGCACAGACACAGACAUGAGCAAUCAGGAAGUGACUUAUUGCUCCUUGAGAUUUCUUCAGUCUCCUUCGGAGUCACAAAAUACAUUAAGGCCUGGUGGUACUCAAAGGCCUGGGAAAACUGAUGACAAAGAGUUUUCAGUGCCCUGGCAUCCCUUCGUAGUGACUCUUGGGAUUCUCUGUUUACUUCUUUUGGUGACAGUCACAGUGUUGGGAACAAUGAUUUUUCAGUGUUUUAAAGAAAAACAUCAACAGGAGGAAAUUCUACGAAACCUCAUUCCACAGCACGACAGUAUACGAAAUAACAACUACUCAAAGGAGCAACUUUUGAUAAAUAAGACUUUAGAGUGUGACAUUCUUAAAAAUAAAACCCUUCAUCAGAAAAAGGAACUGGACUCACUCUUUAUGGAAAAGAUGAGAUGUCAUAUAAAACAGGAGAUCUUUUCAAAGUCUUUGCAAAGUACAG
Molecule: messenger RNA, 511 nt
Organism: Equus quagga
Lineage: Eukaryota; Metazoa; Chordata; Mammalia; Perissodactyla; Equidae
Product: killer cell lectin-like receptor 2
Exons: 4
Source: RefSeq, a predicted model, not a curated record